UCCAUUAUUAAUUUUCUCAUACAAUUGGCCCAAAUCAAUUUCUGCAAUAAAAACAAAUUUAAGAAAAUAUUACUAAUAUUAGCGGAAAGAGAAACUAAUACCACGUCAGCAAAUUUUCUCUACAAUGCAUUAACAUAUCCACGUACCAACUUUGACACAUUUGCACAAUCCCUGUUACAUAAUGGAUUAUCUCCCAAACAGUUCAUCAUUGCAAAAAUGAACUAUCUCUUUGCUCCCCAACAAUCACACGAAAAUCUAAGUGAGUAUCUUGACAACCAGAUCAUUUUACUUAGACUAUUCGGAGAAAACAAUGAGUCCUCAAAUAUUCAACAUUUAAAAUCUAGUAUCCACCCCAACUACUUACUCUUAUUAGGAUACUUAGAAGGAGUACAAACUUACAUUCAACUGUACAAUAAGGUAAAGGAAGUGGAGAUUAGAUUAAAUGAAAAUUUAUCUACACAUAACAGACCGACAUAUGCGCAAGUUGUACGAAAUCACUCACCCAAUUUCAAGGAUUCACCGGUAAACAUGCAUUAUAAUCACUAUUCUUACACCCCAGUAAUUUUACAUAUCCACUAAUUAAACCUCCUGAUUUUCACAGACCUUACAGGGACACAUACAAUUAUCAUAUCGCGAACCGAACACCACAUCAUAGUCGCCACAAUAAUUUUUAUAGGAAUACACAAAGCAAUCCCUUUUAUAGACAAGCCGGAUAUUUCUUCCCAAAAAACAGAGCGCGGAAUUUUAAAUUUGAUCAACGUAGAAAUAAUAAUGGCAACAUAAACAAAUAUAACUAUUAUAGCAAUAACUCGUUCGGGAAUCCAAAUAGAAAUAAUCAGACAGGAAAGAACCUCACUUACCAGAAUACCAAAAAUAAACAAUUCAGGAGCCACAAUGGAGAAAGCAAUAAGCCUAACUUUGCCUCUAUUGAAGACAACAUACAACAAAUUAUAAGACUACAAAAAUUAUUGGCCGGUCAAAAUUUACAACAAACACCUAACAAAACUAACCACAAAAACUAAAUAAUAUCCAAUCCUCGUCUAACCACCAAAAAUUUAACCUUCGAUGCUGUGAACACCUUCCUUUCAUUAAAAUUCAUAUUGGAACUAAGGCAGUACCAGCGCUGAUAGACAGUGGCAGCACAUUAAACGCACUUUCGCUUGACUUUGCAAACACUCUAAGCAAAAAAAUCAUUACAAUAACAGAUCAUCAAAAUCAAAACAAAGUCAUAUGACGUCAUAUCGAGACAACAUGAUCGAGCGUAAUCUAUCGUUCCUGAAAUCGAUUCCCAAUAGCGUACAAUAUUGGAUGUCGCGAAAAAAAGACGUGUUUGUAAUGAUUCGCCAGUUAGGAAAGCCGACGAUUUUCCUCACUUUAAGCGCGAACGAAUACAGUUGGUCCGAUCUGUUGCGCCUGCUAUAUCGAUUGGAGAUGGGAAAGGAAUGGGCAGGUGAAGGCGAUCCGGCCACUUCGAUGAGCAGCGAUUUGCGGACGACGCUCGUCAACGAGGACCCCGUAACGUGCUGCUUGUACUUCAACAAGCUUAUUGAUACGAUAAUGUUUCUGCUGAAGUCGAAAUCAUACUCUCCGUUCGGUCGCUACCGCUUCAUCGACUAUUUUAAGCGGAUUGAGUUCCAACAGCGUGGUAGUCCGCACGCGCACAUGUUACUUUGGCUUGCCGCCGACCCUAAAGAACCGGUCGACGAAAAGAUGCCGGCGACUGGACGACUGAUUGACUCGCUGAUCAGUGUCGAUCGCGAUCAUAUCGAGCAAGAGAAACUGCAGACACACAAACACACGUUUACGUGUUACAAACGGGCCAAAGAUGAACAGAACAAACGUUGUCGUUUUGGAGCCCCGUUCUGGCCGAUGGAACGUACGAUGGUGCUACUGCCGAUCACGAAAAAUGUACGAGCAACGCGUGGCGAGCAGAAAAGGUGGCUUUUUUUGUUGUCUGCGCUCUUGCUUUUUUUCCCCGGGGACCACAAUUGGACAUCAUCUGAACUCGGCGGCCUAUUUUCACGGAGGGAGAUCUUUCUACACGUCGGAGUGGACAGGAGUUCGACGAUUAUUUAUUUGCCUGGGUAACCUCGUGUCCGCAGAACAUUUUCAUUUUUUUUUGUCCGUUUGUUAAUUGAUUUCUCAGUUAUUGCCCGCAUAACGUUUAUUUGUUUGUUUUCUUAAUUUUUA
Messenger RNA from Cimex lectularius (bed bug), 2190 nucleotides. RefSeq lists its product as uncharacterized. Bases 1231 to 2088 code for a protein of 285 amino acids. The transcript has 2 exons. NCBI's taxonomy places the organism in Eukaryota, Metazoa, Arthropoda, Insecta, Hemiptera, Cimicidae. The record is from RefSeq and is a predicted model, not a curated record.